Messenger RNA from Salvelinus fontinalis (brook trout), 5385 nucleotides. Its product is annotated as asparagine synthetase [glutamine-hydrolyzing]-like. Bases 307 to 1995 code for a protein of 562 amino acids. Gene Ontology annotation, cellular component: cytosol. The transcript has 12 exons. Gene Ontology annotation, molecular function: asparagine synthase (glutamine-hydrolyzing) activity. NCBI's taxonomy places the organism in Eukaryota, Metazoa, Chordata, Actinopteri, Salmoniformes, Salmonidae. The record is from RefSeq and is a predicted model, not a curated record.
CCUCGCCCCUACCUGGGCUCGAACCAGGUAGGGGCGCGCACCACCGCUAACUAGCUAACCAUUUCACAUCGGUUACACUAACAUGUUACCUUUGACUCGCAAACUAACCAGAAUGUAUGUAAAAUGUGAAUCUCAAAUGUAACCAUAAAGUGGUGCAACCGAACAUGACGUUGCAAGUCACGCCCCUUUCAGUUCAGUGAAGUACAUAGUCAUCACUACGGUGUACAGAAGUUCUGUCGUUGCAUCAUUUCAGGCGCUGAGGAGAAUACUAUUCACCCCUUUGUGUCAACGAAAUAAAGCCCCAGGAUGUGUGGUAUAUGGGCCUUGUUUGGCAGUGAUGAGUGCCUGUCGGUUCAGUGCACCAGCGCUAUGAAGAUCGCCCACCGGGGCCCUGACGCCUUUCGCUUUGAGAACAUCAACGGCUUUACUAACUGUUGUUUUGGCUUCCAUCGGCUGGCUAUUGUAGACCAGCUGUAUGGCAUGCAGCCCAUCCGCAUCAAGAAGUUCCCCUACCUCUGGCUUGUCUACAACGGAGAAAUCUACAACCACCACACGCUGAAGGAGCAGUUUGAGUUUACUGACUACCAGACCAAAGUAGAUGGUGAGAUCCUGCUUCACCUGUAUGAGCGCUUCGGCAUUCAGAAGAUGGCGUCCCUAUUGGAUGGAGUGUUCGCCUUCGUCUUAAUGGACUCAGCCAAUAGGAAGGUUUUCCUGGGGAGGGAUACGUAUGGCGUGCGGCCCAUGUUCAAACUACUGACUGACGACGGCUUCCUGGCUGUGUGCUCUGAGGCAAAAGGUCUGACUCAUAUAACCCACUCAAUGUCCUCACCUCCUAAGAUCACUCCAUUCCUCCCUGGACACUUUGAGGUGUUUGACCUAAAGCCCACAGGGAAGGUAGAGUCUAUUCAGAUGGACCGCUUCCACUGCUGCACCCAGGAGCCCAAGCACGCUGCCUAUGACACGGUAGAGAGGCUCCCCUCAGGUUUUGUCCCAGAGACAGUGAAGAGCAACAUCCGGUCUUUGUUUGAGAACGCUGUCCGGAAACGCCUCAUGGCCCACAGGAGGAUCGGCUGUCUUCUCUCAGGUGGUCUGGACUCCAGUCUGGUGGCAGCUACGCUGGUCAAACUGGCCAAAGAGGAGAAGUUGAAGUACCCCAUCCAGACCUUCGCUAUUGGGGCUGAAGACAGCCCAGACAUCCUGGCUGCUCGCAAGGUGGCGUCCUACAUCGGCAGUGAGCACCACGAGGUGAACUUCACCCCUGAGGAGGGUCUCAAAGCCGUGGAGGAGGUCAUCUUUCACCUGGAGACCUAUGACAUCACCACCGUACGCGCCUCUGUCGGCAUGUACCUAGUGUCAAAGUACAUCCGUGAGAAGACUGACAGCGUGGUGAUCUUCUCUGGAGAAGGCUCUGACGAGCUGACACAAGGAUACAUUUACUUCCACAAGGCUCCCACUCCCAAGGCAGCAGCAGAGGACAGUGUUCGUCUGUUGAAGGAGCUGUACCUGUUUGACGUGCUCAGAGCAGACCGCACCACCGCUGCACACGGUCUGGAGCUGAGAGUGCCUUUCCUGGACCACAGGUUCACGGCGUACUACCUCUCCCUGCCUGAGGAGAUGAGGCAACCUAAGGAUGGAGUGGAGAAGCACCUCCUCAGAGACUCGUUUAAAGGUCUGAACCUGAUCCCAGACGAGAUCCUGUGGCGGCGUAAAGAGGCCUUCAGUGACGGAAUGAUGUCUGUCAAGAAGUCGUGGUACAACAGCCUGCAGGACCAGAUGGAGUCUGAGGUGAACGACUUCCAGCUGGAGAAGUCUCCUAAGACGUUCCCGUUCCUCCCUCCCAGAACCAAAGAGGCGUACUUCUACCGCCAGGUGUUUGAGAAGCAUUACCCGGGCCAGGCCAAGUGGCUCAGCCACUACUGGAUGCCCCGCUGGAUCAAUGCUACAGACCCCUCAGCCAGAACCCUCUCCAUCUACAAGCCUGACAAAGACCAGUGAUACAGCAACAACAGUGGCUUUUAUCCAAUAUCCUCACUAGCGUAGCACUUAGAAUGAAGCAGUCUAUUGAGCAUACAUGCAUUCUAAGUGGUAUGCUAGUAUGGAUAUUGGAACGUAGACCGUGUCAGCUGUCAAUCACUUCUGCCAUUAUUACUACACCUCAUCUUCACACCAUUACUACACCUCCCCUUCACACAUACCUAUCUGGAAACUGUCUGAUGCUAAAGUUGUGACUUUUAUGGAAUUUUAGGUAACGAUGAGGCUUACUUUUCAUGCAAAUGGCCACGGUUAUUGUCAUUUUUGUUGUAACGCUUCAUAAUGCAUCUUUAGAUACGACAUACCUAAUUAGCUACGACAAACCUAAUGAAUAGAACACAGCAUUGGUGACAUCCCUGUCUCAAAAACUAAUGGAUUUGACCUCUUGGAACUUUUGGAAAUUAAGCUUCUCCCAACCAUGCCCUUCCGCUCAUAAAAUGAUUACCAACUUUACCCACUUCAUGUAAAACUGCUAUUGGGUAAAUUAUUUCUACUUGAAUAUAAAGUUGAAUCCCCCACUCUCCUGAAACUUGAAUCUAAAGUCGAAUCCCCCUUUUCCUAAAAUGAAUGUGUGAAGACUAUUUUUUAGUUCACGUUAUUGACCAUAAUUGUCGGUUACAUAAUUAUGCGAUAAUUCUGGCAGCUCUAUUGAGGAAUCAUCAAGCUCUAGUACUUAACCAGUGUUAAUUACAGUUACAGGGUCAGUGCUGAUUUGGGAAACUGCUGUUUCACUAGGAAUAGUUGAUCAUGUUGGAAGACUGGAAUGAUGCUGUAGGCCAUCUAUCUGGGAUUCAGUAGCACUACUGUAAUGCUUUCAUCGAUUAUAGUACCAUACGGUGAUUACAUAGUAGAUAUUAUUAUAUCUAAAUUACAUACAUAUUUUAACAGCUUCAGACAUUGGCUAAACCUUAACAUGAUAUUUAACUGUUCCUCGUGAGUGCUUUUUCCUAUCAUUUACAUUAAGUUAGAUGCGUAUAACCAGUACUGCAAUUGUCUUUUUGCCUCUUACCCAGACAGGGAGCAGGCUGUAAUAGGUUCAUUUCCGUGCAAGAAGAUGUCUUGAUUAUGUCACAGGAGACAAUAGACAGGAUAGCUAUAGGUAUAGAUCAGUUGCGGUCAGUGCCGUUCUAUUACAGCAUAUUGGAUGACUGCCAUUCAUAUUCCAUUCAGCCAAUUCAAUGUAACAGCGAUAGCUUCAGGCUACUACGUGAUACAUUUCCCUAUACCCAUCAUGAGGUUGCUACAACCUAGCCUAUUAAUGAACGUUUUAAACGUAGGUGCACACAGUUCGAGAGACACGUUUUAGGUGACAGACAGUGACAUUCCGUACGGUCUUGCACACUCUUGCCUGCAUCUAGCUGAUAUAGGACGUAAUCAUUCGUCCAACAGUUGAAAACAUCGCCCCCGCCUAGACUGGAGGGUAAUACCCUGCAUAGCUCUGGGUCUCUCAUAUGGACUGUCACUAUCAGUGACACUUGCGAUGUCGAACAAUAACACAACUAUGUUUCUCCCCAUUUUGUUCCGUUUGCUUACGUUUUAAGAAACGAUUUUCAACAGAAUCCGCGGAAUGAAUACACCGCUGAUCACGCGUAAACACACAGCCACGUUGUAUUUCUUUUCGUAUCUGCGCUCUCUCACCUCUUCCCAUCGCUUGUGGACUUCAAUGCACAACACACCAGCUGCGUGAUCAGGCAAAAAAAACUUUCCAAGCCAAACCGCUACACACAGCCUACAUCGUUGUCACCAUCUUAGCUAAAGUAACGUAACGUCCUAGUCAACAUAGCCAAUAGAACCAAUGCGUUAGUAAACCCACUACAAUCAUGCAGUAACGUUACAGUGUAUAGUCAGCAGUUACACGUUCGGCCCCCGGUGGCAAUAAAUUAUUAAAACCACAAGCUUACCUUGACUUGGAAGAGUUCCAGUGUUGUGCUGGAUAGUCUUAGCCAGCUAGCUAACAGGGGGGGGGUUACAGUAGGCUAAACUAGCUAGCCGAAUUUGCUAGCUAAAAAGCUACAAUCUCUCUAUAUACACUUCUCUCUUGCUUCUCCAGCAUAUGGAAGAAAUUAAUUUGUUCAAAACUGUUCAACUAUUGUCUUUCUCUCUCUGAGUCAACUACGCACCACAUGCACUACAGUGCUAGCUAUAGCUUAUGCUUCCAGUACUAGAUUCAUUCUCUGAUCCUUUGAUUGGGUGGACAACAUGUCAUUUUGUAUUUGUAUUUAUAAUGGAUCCCCAUUGCUGCAAGAGCUCUGAUAGGUAGGAGGACAUCCUCCAGAAGUUGUUAUAAUUACCGUGUAAGUCUAUGGAAGGGGUUGAGAACCAUGAACCUCCUAGGUUUUGUUUUGAAGUCAAUGUACCCAGAGGAGGACUGAAGCUAGCUGUCCUCCUGCUACACCUUGGUGCUACCCUACAGAGUGCUGCUGAGUCUACUGUAGACCUUCUUUGCAAAAUAGUGUGUUUUAAUCAAUUAUUUGGUGACGUGAUUAUAUUUAUUAUAGUAUUGUUUCAUCUAAAAAAUAAUAACUUUAAAAAGUUUUUAAAAAUAAAUAAAAAAUGAAAUUCACUGAGGAUAAUGGUUCUCCCCUUCCGCCUCUGAGGAGCCUCCACUGGUAUACAUAGACAUUCUCCUGUUCUAUACCCAACCUGAUAAAGAGAAGUACCCGAAGUCAACUCGUCUUUUAAACAUUUUAAAUGUCAGAACAUAAUUAUGAUAAAACUUUGUAAUGCUUUGAUGCCUUGAUCAAUCCCCAAGGUUAUCUUUCUUUGAACAUUUCUUAUUGAAAAGGAUAAUGCUCAACACUCACUCACCAUUAAAACAGUUGUAUUUUAUUGAAGCAACUAUUAAAAUAAUCAGAACAGAACACGUUUUUACACCCCCCCCCCCCCGUUUUUGUUUUAAGUUAUUAUCCUAAUGAGAGCAAGACCAUGACAUGGUGUAAUAGUGGUCUAUACAGUGUGUGUGCGUGGAUGUGUGUUUUUUAAUUUAUGUGUGGGUUCUUGCGUGGAUGUGUGUCGUUGAGAUAACAAUAGAAUGUGUUACAGAUUUGAAUGUCAAGCUGGGAACAACAUGAUUCAAUUGAAGACGAAACAUACUUGAGACAGACUCGUAUAAUGGGUUACAUUACUUAAGGAAAAUAGUGAAACCAAAAGACACACUGGAAGUUGGAUGCUAACCAUGGUGCAUUGAUUGCACUUUGUUUUCUCAACUACGAGCCAUCUAGAGUCUAGACUGAUGGAAAUGUAUGAAACUACAGCAUUAGAUGUCUAAAGUGAUGUACAUAAUGCUAUGUGUCUGUCUACUGUAUUUCAUCCUAACCACUACUGAUAUAAAAAAGUGCUCCAUACGCUUGACAA